Messenger RNA from Caenorhabditis angaria, 480 nucleotides. NCBI's taxonomy places the organism in Eukaryota, Metazoa, Nematoda, Chromadorea, Rhabditida, Rhabditidae. The record is from the annotation of a GenBank genome assembly.
AUGGUUGAAAAUGAAAUAGAAGAUGAUUGGGUUUUGGUGAGUUUCUUCGGACCUACUUUCUUUAAAAUUAUAUAAUUUUAGUGUGAAAUACCCGCCGAAUAUCAUGAGAAAAAUAGGAUUAUCGAUUUUUGCCUAGAGAAAGCUGAAAGUUAUUUGAAAAGUUAUGCAUUUUCGGUGCUCAAAAAUUUAUCGAUCGCAUUUUUGGUGCCAGCUGGAGUUGGAUUCAUCAUAUUCGCUGAGAAGGAAUUUGGAAUUUAUGAGAAAUUCAAAAAUUGGUUGCAAAAGGAUAACAAAAAACAUUGGAUUGACCUAGAAAACGCUGAAAAUCGUGUAGAAUUGCUGAAACAAAUCUCGAACCCCGCCAAAAUUUUUGAUCAAGUUAUCUCGAAAAAAUUCCUAGAUUCAAAUGGUUUAUUGGUUGAUGUCGAAGUUCGCAUUAAGAUACACGCCGAUCCAUUGAAAUAUGGCAAAAUACUAUGA